AUGUGGAGACUGCCCAUGCUCCACUUCAUCCACGAUCAGGGUUCCUACCAGCGUUGGUCAGCGGUGCGGACCUUCCUGGGGAAGAUGCAGGUCAUCUUGUGGCUGCUGCUGUCUGGUACCUCCCAGCCCCUCUCUCAGGGCCAGACCAACAUUCCUCUGGAAACAGUGAAGCUCUGGGCCAACACCUUUGGCAAGGACCUGUAUGACACAGUGACCAGAUAUUCAGGCUCCCUCUUGCUGCAGAAGAAAUACAAAGACGCAGAGCCCAGUCUGAAGAUCAAGGAGGUGGAUGGCUUGGAGCUGGUGAGGAAGUUCUCAGAGGACAUGGAGACCAUGCUGCGGAGGAAAGUGGAGGCUGUCAAGAGCCUGGUAGAGGCCGCCGAGGAAGCUGACCUGAACCAUGAGUUCAAUGCAUCUCUUGUGUUUGACUACUACAACUCCGUCCUGAUCAAUGAAAGGGAUGAGAAGGGCAACUAUGUGGAGCUGGGAGCAGAAUUUGUCCUCGAGUCCAACGCACAUUUCAGCAACCAGAGGGUGAACGUGUCCAUGAGCAGCGUGCAACUGCCCACCAAUGUGUACAACAAAGACCCAGAUAUUUUAAACGGAGUCUACAUGUCCGAGGCCCUAAACCCCGUGUUUGUGGAGAAUUUCCAGAGAGACCCCACAUUGACCUGGCAGUAUUUUGGCAGCUCAACCGGAUUCUUCAGGAUCUAUCCAGGGAUAAAGUGGACACCCGACGAGAAUGGAGUCAUUGCCUUUGACUGCCGAAACCGCGGCUGGUACAUCCAAGCCGCUACCUCUCCCAAGGACGUUGUGAUUGUGGUGGACGUGAGCGGCAGCAUGAAAGGGCUCAGGAUGGCUAUUGCCAAGCACACCAUCACCACCAUCUUGGACACCCUUGGGGAGAACGACUUCGUGAACAUCAUCGCGUAUAAUGACUAUGUCCACUACGUUGAGCCUUGCUUCAAAGGCAUCCUCGUCCAAGCAGAUCGAGACAACAGAGAGCAUUUCAAGCAGCUGGUGGAUGAACUGAUGGUCAAAGGUGUGGGCAUCGUGAGCCAAGCCCUGGUAGAGGCCUUCCAGAUCCUGAAACAGUUCCAAGAGGCCAGACAAGGAAGUCUCUGCAACCAGGCCAUCAUGUUGAUCACUGACGGGGCCGUGGAAGGCUACGAACCUGUGUUUGAGAAGUAUAACUGGCCAGACCGCAAGGUCCGAGUUUUCACGUACCUGAUCGGGAGAGAAGUGACCUUCGCUGACCGGAUGAAGUGGAUCGCCUGCAACAACAAAGGCUACUACACGCAAAUCUCCACACUGGCUGACGCCCAAGAGAACGUGAUGGAGUACCUGCACGUGCUCAGCCGUCCCAUGGUCAUCAACCACGACCACGACAUCAUCUGGACAGAGGCGUACAUGGACAGCAGGCUCUUCACCUCGAAGGCCCAGAGUCUGAUGCUUCUCACUACAGUGGCCAUGCCUGUCUUCAGCAAGAAGAAUGAAACCCGAUCCCAUGGCAUUCUUCUGGGUGUGGUGGGCUCUGAUGUGACUCUGAGAGAGCUCAUGAAGCUGGCACCCCGCUACAAGCUCGGGGUGCAUGGAUAUGCCUUCUUGAAUACUAAUAAUGGCUACAUCCUCUCUCAUCCUGACCUCCGACCCCUGUACAGAGAGGGCAAGAAGCUGAGGCCCAAACCCAACUACAACAGUGUGGAUCUCUCUGAAGUGGAGUGGGAAGACCAAGCUGAAACGCUGAGAACGGCCAUGAUCAAUGGGGAAACGGGUUCUCUCACCAUGGACGUGAAGGUUUCACUGGACAAAGGGAAGCGGGUUCUGUUCCUGACCAAUGAUUACUUCUUCACGGACAUAAGUGACACGCCUUUCAGCUUGGGAGUGGUGCUGGCCCGGGGCCAUGGAGAGCAUGUCCUCCUGGGGAACACGUCCGUGGAGGAAGGCCUGCACGACUUGCUUCAUCCAGAUCUGACCCUGGCGAGCGACUGGAUCUACUGCGUCACUGAUAUCGACCCGGAUCACAGGAAGCUUAGCCAACUGGAGGCCAUAGUCCGCUUCCUCACAGAGGAGGACCCAGACCUGGAGUGUGACGAAGAGCUGGUGCGGGAGGUGCUGUUCGAUGCCGUGGUGACGGCCCCUAUGGAAGCCUACUGGACAGCCCUGGCACUCAGCACCUCCAGUGAGUCAGAGCCUGGUGUGGACGUGGCCUUCCUAGGCACCCGGGCCGGCCUCCUUCGAAGCAGCUUAUUCGUGGGUUCUGAGAAAGUCUCCGACAGGAAGUUCCUGACACCCGAAGAUGAGGCCAGUGUGUUCACCAUGGACCACUUCCCCCUGUGGUAUCGCCAGGCUUCUGAGCAGCCCCCUGGAAGCUUUGUCUUCAACAUCCGCUGGGCAGAGGGACCAGACAGCUCCAACAAGCCAGUGGCAGUGAGGGCCAGCACCGCCGUGGCCGUGACCGUGGACGAGAAGACGGCCAUCGCCGCAGCUGUGGGCGUCCAGAUGCAGAUGGACUUCCUCCAGCGCCAGUUCUGGGCAGCCGUGCGGCAGUGCGGUGCAGCAGAGGGGCCGUGCCCAAAGAGCUGUGAGGACAGUGAUCUGGACUGCUUGGUCGUUGACAACAAUGGCUUCAUUCUGAUCUCAGAAAGGCCCGGAGAGACGGGGAGUUUCCUGGGGGAGGUGGACGGCGCCCUCAUGGCCCAGCUGCUUGGCAUGGGGGUCUUCAACCGCGUGACGAUGUACGACUACCAGGCCAUGUGCAAGCCCACAGAUCACCACCACAGCGCAGCCCGGCCCCUGGCCAGUCCUCUCUCUGCCUUCUGCACGGUGGCCAAGUGGCUGUUGCGGGAACUCUUGCUGUUCCUGGUGGAGUGGAGCACCUGGGGCUCUUGGCGCGACAAAGGGACAGAGGCCAAAGCUGUCUUCCAUCACUCCCACAAGCACAAGAAGCAGGACCUGCUGCACCCCUGCGACACGGAAUACCCCGUGUUUGUGCACCAGCCAGCCGUCCGGGAGGCCAACGGGGUCAUCCAAUGUGGAGCCUGCCAGAAAGCAUUUGUGAUGCAACAGAUUCCCAAGAGCAACCUACUCCUGUUCGUGACGGACGCCACCUGCGACUGCAGCACCUUUCCUCCCAUCCUGCAAGAGGCCACGGAGGUCAAAUAUAAUGCCUCGGUCAAGUGUGACAGGAUGCGCUCCCAGAAGCCCCGCCGGCGACCGGACUCCUGCCAUGCCUUCCACCCAGAGGAGAACGCCCAGGACUGUGGCCGAGCUUCAGACACAGUUGCCUCGCUACCCCUGCUCCUACUGCCUCUGUCAACCUCCCUGCAUCUACCUCAGCUUCUACAGUGAACCCCCAAGCCACCCCCAUC
Molecule: messenger RNA, 3371 nt
Organism: Jaculus jaculus (lesser Egyptian jerboa)
Lineage: Eukaryota; Metazoa; Chordata; Mammalia; Rodentia; Dipodidae
Gene: Cacna2d4
Product: calcium voltage-gated channel auxiliary subunit alpha2delta 4
Exons: 38
Coding region: 1-3351 (1116 amino acids)
Cellular component (GO): voltage-gated calcium channel complex
Molecular function (GO): voltage-gated calcium channel activity
Source: RefSeq, a predicted model, not a curated record